AUGGGGGUCAGUAAUGAUGAUGAAAUGAAGGAAUAUGUGAGAUGUGCCAUUGUCAAUAUGUAUAUGGAAAUACUGAAGGAAUCAUCAUGUGGUGGAGGAUGGGGUUUAUGGUAUGCCUGGUACACCAUGAAAAAGAUGGAAGAAGGGCUACAGGGUGGUUUAAUAACCACAGGUAAAUGUGGGAAUGCAGUGUUUAAAAACAUACAAACAGAGGAAUUCGACAUGGCACACAAGAUUCAGGCAUGGUUAAAGAAAAACAAAGGCGUGACUGACAAGAUUAGAGGGAAAGGAAUAGAAAGCACAUGCAGGAAAAAAUUAGAAGAACUUGACGGGGUAACACCGGGUAAACAUGCCAAAGAUGAAAAGAUAAAACUGCAGCCACAGGAGAAAACACUGAUACAGAAACUAGACCAAGAACUGAAGACCAUAGUUGAGCAGGUAAAGACAGCCGCAGUGCAAUGCGCGCAGGCGAAUGGAGCAUGCAUAGAACCGAGCGAAGAGGACCCCAGUAGCGAUCCUGAGGAAGACGACAGUGAGGCAAAGGCACCAAACUCUGUAAAGAGCGAUAAAACAGCAGAAUCCGGCAAAGUACACGGCAAAGAAUCGCAAAAACCCGCAGCUAAUGACGCGGCCACUACAGCAUCCACGGAACCGCCAGGCGCAGCGAAACCGGCGGCGACGCAGCCGGACACAUCAGAUACUGCAGUAGGGAGGUCACAAACACCGGCAUCUCCAGUAUUACCACAGGCACCACCAGCGGCACCGGCCGGAGGGACAGACGGAGGGCAAGGACCAGCGACAUCUACAGGAACGGGACCAGGAGAAUCAGGGGCAGGACCGGGACCUGGACAACAACCCCCACCUCCACCACCCCCGCGGAAUGCUUCUGAGGACGACCAGAAGGGGAAGAAAGCAGACCAAGCAGGUAAGUGCUCAAAGGCAUCACAGACUUAUACAGUCAAGAAUGCAGGCGACGGUAUCCAUGGAGCCACAUCCAGCACCACUAUCACUUUUGGCACGAGUUCCGGAACUGGUGAUGAAUGUGACACGACGCCCAAUGACUCGGGACCAGGUAAAGACUCUACAGCAACUACAGGCACCCAGGACCCCCAGGUACUAGCAGAACCCGCACCGGGACCAGUACCACCAGCAGGCCCACCAGCAGGCCCACCAGCAGCACAACCAACACCACCAUCACAGGGACACGAUACACCAGGAAAAGGAGUAACUACGGGAACAUCUGGUGAUGGUGAAAAGGGAGAACCUGGGAAAGCGCGUACAGAACUAGGGGGUCCCGCCGGUCCACAGGGUGCUGCUGGUCCAGUUGGUCCACCAGGUGAAAACGGUGCAUCUAGCCCAGUUAAUCCCGUUGGUCAACCAGGUGCAAAAGGUGCAGACGGUAAAACCGAGGGUGGCGGUAGUGGGUAUGACCCCCCUCCUGUCAAUCCACCCAAACCCAAACCGAACCCGAAUCCGGAUGAAGCGUGUAGUAGCGCCACCGGCGGCGGCGGCACAGGUCAGCCGCACGCAAGUGGUUCCUCUGGACCAGGUUCUACUGGUAACCAAACCCCUGGUUCCUCAGGUGCUGGUCCCACGGGACAAACGCCUAAUGCGAAUGUUGAGGCAAAAGGAACCCAGGAGGAUAAAUUACCUGCGGAUACCGCCAUCAACCCUUCCGUUUUGCCCGGCCUCAGAUGGCAAGAUGUCAAGUGGUACACCCCCGCGAUCAUUCCCGCGGUGGUUGGUAUUUGGGUCAUUGCGUUCUUCCUAUGGAAGUAUUUUGCGCACCUCGCCACACGCCGACGAACAUAUCGAACCGUUCGGGACGUGCCGUCACCGCCACUCGACGAAGAAAUUCUAGAGCAUCUACAACGCGGCGAACUGCCGCCACCCGAUUACGGGUACACGAUGGUUAUGGAUAGGCGGCCUGCAUCUGCUGCCGACCGACGACGACGACGUAAACCGCGCGUGCAUAAACGCACGAUUAUCGAGCUAGAUCUAGAAGUGCUCCACGAAUGUGAAGCAACCGAGUGGGAAAGCGUCAAAGACGACUAUUUGCAGAUUGUCGUGGAGGAGUGUGCGCAGGAGUUGAUGCGGGACGUGGACACGAAUAACAGUAUCUUGCAUGUUCCUAACUCGCACGCCUCUGUAACAACCCACGAUUCGACAACCGACCAUUCGACAACCCUGGAUUCAUGUCGACCUAACGAAGAGGACCCCGAUCCAUGGAGUUGUAUGCACACCACACAGUUAGCAACGGACCCUUGUCCACCACAUGACCCCUAUCCAUGGAGUUGUAUGGAAACCAUACAGUUAGCAACGCACCCUUGUGCACCUAACGAAGAGGACUCCGAUCCUUGGAGUUGUAUGCAAACCAUGCAGUUAGAAACGGACCCGUGUCCACCUGACGAAGAUGAUCCCUGCAGUUGUAUGGAAUCCAUACAGUUAGAAACGCGCCCUGCUGCACCUAACGAAGAGCACCCCGAUCCAUGGAGUUGUAUGAAAAACAUACAGUUAGCAACGGGCCCUGGUCCACCUAAUGAACACGACCCCGAUCCAUGGAAGUGUAUGGAAACCACACAGUUAGACCAUGAACAACAUCGCCCUUCCGACCACGGUGACGAGACGUCGGACUACACAACGUGGACACCUUGGAUUGACCGCAACAAGCACCUAUUGCAGGAGUGCACGACGCAGCCGUGGUUUCUGCAAUUAAAAGCGGAUUGGAAACAAUACCUGCGUGAGCACAUUGCGACAGACGAAGACAACGGAGUAUACGGGCACAGUGUACUCGGUGAUGCGGCCACGCUGCCGAUGAAGAAACUGCAUGCAUGGAAAGAAUGGGUUGCAAGACAACAUCGGCACAUGAGUAUGCAUAAGGAGGAGUGGUUUCAACAUUUGUUGAAUAAUGUACAGGAGGUGACAGUGUCGGAACAAGGCGACGUACCUGGAGUCGAAAAAGACGUAGAAGUGGAACAUCUAAUGGGAAUAGAAGAUAUGCUAAGAGUGAGAGCUUUACCAUGCACGCAACUUCAUCAGCAACCUUACAUGCAAAAACCGUUAACCGCUAAAAUAUGGAUGCUCCUUCUCGCGUCCGUAAUCGAACAAUGUGAACUCGAGAGUAGCAUGCAGGAUAGGGAGUUAUAUGUAGAUGAACUAUUGCAACAGUGUUAA
Molecule: messenger RNA, 3174 nt
Organism: Plasmodium fragile
Lineage: Eukaryota; Apicomplexa; Aconoidasida; Haemosporida; Plasmodiidae
Exons: 4
Coding region: 1-3174 (1057 amino acids)
Source: RefSeq, a predicted model, not a curated record